This is a messenger RNA of Diospyros lotus (date-plum), 660 nucleotides long. RefSeq names its product ethylene-responsive transcription factor ERF109-like. Gene Ontology annotation, biological process: regulation of DNA-templated transcription; ethylene-activated signaling pathway. Gene Ontology annotation, molecular function: DNA binding; DNA-binding transcription factor activity. The record is from RefSeq and is a predicted model, not a curated record. The coding region runs from base 1 to 660 and encodes 219 amino acids. The transcript has a single exon. NCBI's taxonomy places the organism in Eukaryota, Viridiplantae, Streptophyta, Magnoliopsida, Ericales, Ebenaceae.
AUGCAGAGACACGCAGUAAACCGAGACCGGGAGUUCGCCGCCAUGGUCUCUGCUCUCAAGUUCGUCAUCUCCGGCCGCUGUGAAGACGUUCCUUACCCAGCCAAUGCGGAAUUUCCAAGUCAUCAUCCGCAGAUUGUGAUCCCGGUACCUGAUGGUGACCCGUGUGCGCACUGCAAAGUCGACGGCUGUUUGGGGUGCGACCUUUUCGAGCCCGCUCUUCCUCCUAGCGUAGCUGAUCAUGACGAGGUUAGUUCGAUGAAGAAGAAGAAGUACAGGGGAGCGAGGCAGAGGCCGUGGGGCAAGUGGGCGGCGGAGAUAAGGAACCCGGCCAGCGCCGCCAGACUGUGGCUGGGCACCUUCGACAAGGCAGAGGACGCCGCCAGGGCUUACGACAGGAAGGCCGUGGAGUUCUGGGGAGCUAAAGCCAAGACCAAUUUCCCAUUGUCCGACUACCAACUCAUUACUGACACCUCCGAGCAGCAGCCACAGAAUGUAGUAGAAACCGAUCCCAGUUCUAAUGCCGCCGACAUCGGGAACAAGAGUGAGUUAGAGGGAACUUCUGGGUUGACGACGCCUUUGCCGGAGGAGGAUGUUGGCGCAGAAGUUGAGCUUUGGGAAAGCAUAACAGUAAAUGAAUGGACAGAAUACGACUGUAUAUAA